AUGCUCGCAAGAAUUAUUUUCCAACGAAAUUUAUCCACGAAACCUAUAGUUACUCGAGAAACAGUACAACAAAUUAUUAACCCAUCGGAAAAAUAUAUUGAUGAAUUUAUGGUAUCUUAUGGAAAACGCCCUGAUUUUAGAAGAUCUGAUUUCAAGAUUUGGGAUAAAAAUCCAAAAUCGGAUAGAUUUUUCUACACACCAAAGGAUAGCACAAAACUUAUCGCAACUUAUCAACUGUCAUUUUAUCCUAGUCUUCAUAAACCAUCUGAACAUCUUUCAUUUGGCGGAUUGCUUUGGAUAAAUCCGGAAUAUCGUGGAAAAGCACUUAUGAAAAUAUUGCAAGAAGAUAUGCUAAGUCACAAAUUAUUGCGUCGUCCAUUUACAGCAAGUCUUGUUCCAGCAGCAAUACAUUUUGUUACAAAAGUUAGUGGAGGACCAAUGCAUCAUCAUUUGAAAUAUAAUGUGACUUAUUAUAAACCGGAUGAUUUGCAAAUUCCGACAGAUUUGGAUAUUGAUGGAAUUCGUGUUGUGGUGAGUGUAAUUGCGGAUUGUUGUUCUACAAUUUUAUGAACUUACAAAAUGAAUAGUUAUAUUAUUGUCUGCUCAUAUUCGAAUUUAAUUUUUUUUAGGAUUUCGAUGAAUCACAAUCUCGCAAUAUUGUUCAAUACGAUCAAGCAAUUUUCCCAUAUAAUCGAGAAAAAUUGAUGCUGGCCAAUUUUUCGGAUCCAAACAACAUUGUGAAAAUUGCCUAUGAUUCGGAAGGAAAUGUAAUCGGUUUUGGAUAUUUGGCAUUAUUCGAUUCUGGUGUAGCAAUUAUGUAUGCAUUAUAUGCUGAUAAUGUAAAUGUUACUCAUGCUAUUUUUGCUAAUAUUUUGACUGAAGCACCGAUGCAUAGAAUCAAAAGCUUUGAGAUUCGGCAACCCGAUACAUCCUACAAGUAAGAAUUUUCAGCAACAAAAAAUUAUAAAAACCUCGAAGUCCCGAUUUUCAGAUGGAUUCAACCUUUCGUAGUCAAUGAACCGAAAACAGUGCACAUGGCAACUUUGGUUUCCACAGAACCUGAAAUUGAUUUCGAUAUGAAGAAAGUUUACAUCAACUCGCAUCCGGCCUGUUGUCCCGUUUGA
Caenorhabditis angaria is the source of this 1124-nucleotide messenger RNA. NCBI's taxonomy places the organism in Eukaryota, Metazoa, Nematoda, Chromadorea, Rhabditida, Rhabditidae. The record is from the annotation of a GenBank genome assembly.